AUGCAAAUGGAACCAUGGCGGAAACGAGGGUUUGUCCCAGACUCGGACGAAGAGGACGAACUCGAUAGCCUCGAAUCAAAAGAGGGCAUUGACGUUGGUACCAGCGAUAAGGAUGUCGACCUCGAAUACCUACCCGUUCCGACAUCAACAGCAGUUGUCACGUCACCAGCCCCAGCGAACCACGAUGCAGACCCGGAGGUCGGUUCGGUAGCCCUUUCUGAUAGCGAGAAGUCACGAGCAGGCUCAGUGGAACUUGUGACGAAUCCUAAGCUUAGACAACGGUAUAUGAGAAAAUCGGGUUCGCAAACCAGAGGGUCAGUGGAAAGUCCAAAGGAUCAUCCAAGCAGCUCUUCUAUCGACGAACAAACACCCAAGCCACGCCGGGGAGGACUCAAAACAUAUGGGAAACGAUCCUCAGCUACGAAAUCAACGAAGUCACACCAGAACUAUGAGAAAAAUCUUAAUUAUAUCUCCCAGAAGCAAGAUGAUGGGAUAUGGGAUAUCCCUAGUUCGCCAGCUACACACGAUUGGUCUGCACGCAAAUCACGACGCCAGGAUCGCGAGUCGACACCCAAAGCUUCAACUCCCACAGAGCUUUCUCAAUCUUCUGUUGCGCGAAGGCCCAAAGUGAAAGAAUUGCAGCAACUGGGCGGUAUUACCAGAUCUCGGAGUACUUCACCCGACGAGUUAAAUCUGGUCGAACUGCCUGGCGUGAAAACUACCAGUGUCAAUCAACCUCGAAAUGAAGAUAUACCGCAGCCGGACAGCUCCGAAAAUGAUUCACCGUUAUCAUCGCCGCCGUCGUCCAUUCAUUCUCCUGCCAUUGAGGCGGAACAAGGGCUUGGUAUGGCCGUCAUGGAACCCCAACCAGUCGUCCUGCAAAUCCCUUCUGAAAUUGAGAUACCCCCGGAAGUUUUGGACCAAGUAGAGGCCCGACCUAUGCAAAGAAGUUUCCGCGAGCGCAACGCCAUCCAGCUCCAUCCUUAUGCUCUUGAAAUGGCCAAGUAUCAAAAUUUAAUGAAGCAAGGAGGCAUUAGACCAGUGCGAAUGCCCGUUGAAGAACAGAGGAAACGAGCUCCGCCAACAACAGAUGACAGCCAGGAGCAGGAUGAUUUCAAUCCCGAUUCAUUUCGCUCAAGCCCUCCCCCAGAAGAGUUUCUUCCUCCCGCGAGACCUGAACGUCGCCAAGACGAAGAUACAAAUGGAGAUAGACAUCCGAACCAUAAGAAGAACCGCUCUCCAAUCCAAAGAACUCAUUCAACCAAACGAAGAAAAAAGUCGACAUCUGGUGUUUGGCACGGUGCUGGUCCGAAUGAGCACCAAAGGCCUCAAGUAGUGAUCCAAAGGACCCCUCCCACUCCACGUCCCGACACAUGGCCAGCCAAUUCAAUUUUCGAUCUCCCAUCCAGUCCACCAGAUCCAGGAGGUGCUUCAUCAGCUAUGCAAACACCGCGCGCCUCAGAUGGGUUCCGAUUUCCUCCAGGGUUCACACCACCUUCAACUACGACCACAGUUGUCCAAUCAAAACCAGCCAUUCUGCGAGUAGAUGAACCUAAUGUUGAAGGACCAGAUUCUGAUACCAGUUCUGAUGAUGAAGAAGACUCGGACACGUCUCAAGCGUCAUCCGGAGAACCGGAGGAAACCGCCGAAGACCGUGAGAUACGAAGAAUACAACGACAAACCCGUGGAGUCCUUCCUGCUUCUUAUAUUCGGCUUACCCAGAAUCGGUUAGAAAAACAAAAAGGAAUCCAAGGCAAUCACAGCCAUGGCUCCCAGCGGAUAGAUGGUAAAGGUAUCGCGCAGAAGAUUGUUCGAAAACGCGGACAGCUUGGGAGAACAACCUCUUGGAUGGAUUUUGGAGACUCUGACGAUAGUGAUGACGGGAACAAGAAUGAAAAUCAUGAAAGUGCCGAGCAAGAUGCAACCGACAAGGAAACUGUUCGUGCGCCCGAUAAUUUGUUUAACGACGACCAAGAUAUCAUGGAGGAUAAUCGCAUCGACUAUAUGCUCCCAACUGUCCCACGCAAAACUUCAAGCUCACAUGGCCAAACGGGUCUGAAACGGCCAAAGUCGGGACAAAGUAUAAGCCGGAGCGAAAGAGAAGCAAAAAGAGCUCGCUUGAAAAGGCAAACCAGACUCACAGAUGCAUCAUAUGGAGGCCGACGAACAAAACAGGCAUCAAAUAGGAUAGCGCCAAGACAAAAAUCGAGAUCAGCAUCGAGACCAGCACCAACACCAGCACCCAGAUUGGGCAUUCUCGAUGCACCUGAUGUCGCUUCUCGGCCCCGUCAGGAACAACCGCAGUUUCUCAGAGUUGCUGCAAGGGUUACUCGCUCGCGUCGAGAUGCGGGAAGACGAAGCCCAACUCGCAAGUUUGUCCAGUUGAGCUCAAAGCUUGACACGGCAGAUGCCAACCAGUCAUUGCGAGAAUGGAAAAAAGGAAAGAUUCAGCAGUCCAGGGUGGUUGGACGUCAAUCCAAGUCUCGCAAGCGACAACCACUUGCGACCCUUCCAAACGGACAUCGAGCGGCACCAUCUGUCCCAAGGACUCAAUAUUCAAAACACGCUGCUGCUACACGGCCUGAUGUCAUUAUGUUGGAUGAUGAAGCAUCAAAUGGCGAAGAAAAUGCAUCAACAGGGACAGCUGCAUUGCCGAAUACAUUAUCGGCACAUCACAACACAGCGGCCGUGCAACCGAAGCAGCCAGAAAGGCAGGGACAUCAGUGGAUUGUUCGCAGAAACGUCGCGAUUUCAUCUCUCAGACGAAGCGCCCAUCGCCCUGCUGCAACAAGCUUGGUACAGCCUGAUGGGAGCCAAGCGGCAUCUAAAGAUAACUUCAGCCGAUCCUUGACUUUACUCAACAGGGAUUAUCGGCAAAAAAACAAGCUCAACCACAGUCUUACACUGAACCGAUACCUUUCCAGCACUGGACCAGUGGGCAUAUCAUCUUCGGCGCUACCGAACUCGUUCCCAACAGCAGAAACACAAGCCAACCCCAGCCACCAGCCACCAAUCUCCCAACAUCAAAUCCAGCGGCGUCGGUUGAAAAAGUCCAUGCCUCAUCGAAUCAAUGUCGACGCAGACGAGUUCCGUCAAAUUCAAGAGCCAGUUGAUGAGCUGGAUUCUCUUCCCAUUGGCCCUGCCGCGCCGAUGCGCCAUUCGAACUUCAGCGUAGGAGGGUUAUUCAACUGGCAACCCUCGUACUCGCUCGACUUUGGUAUAAUGCCCUUGCCGGAUGGAACUUUCUUCCAUGAAUCUACGUUUAUAGGAAGCGGAGAUUUCUCCAAGUCGCUACAACUUAAAAAACGAGACCUAGAUCACGAAACAAAGUCAUCUUCAAUCAAUUUCAAGGACAAGACAUACCGUUGGGGCGCUUGGGAUGACACAGUAUCCUCGCAGAUGGGAUCUGUCUUUGACAUGAUCACCAUUGAAUCCGAGCAAUGCAUUUCUCCCUCUCCAGAAAUGACGACAGACCCUUCGUUAUCCUCGACAUCUCUCGCAUAUCGUUCAUUAAUUGCCUAUGUGACUGAUGGCUUAUCUUUUAUUGACCCAGUUGACCGGAACAGCUUUGCUAUGCGAACAAUGGGACUGGUGUCUCGGCUCCGAGAAUCAGUGACUGCGUUCAUAACCAACGGGGAAUUCAAUAAAAGUGGUUUAGUAAGACUAGCGUACUAUAACCUGGUUUUUGCAAACCAAAUACACCAGAUUUCCUCUCACCCGCUUGUCAGCAACGAUCUUGCCAGUGAUGUCUUAGAUCUCGUCAAAGCUUGUGCUAAAGAUGCUACUGCACUGGUCUUAAGCGAAGCCGGAAUUGCAGAGCUUCAUCAUCUGUUAGAAGAGUCCAAGAACUCGACGCUGCAAGACAUAGGCAUUCGUGAAGACUUCCCAUCGGCAACUGCUUUGGUCAUCACUGUGCAACUCUUGCGCAGCUCUGAAUCAUUUAAUGGACUGCUUGCCGAUCUGCACAGUGAGGUGUACACAAAAUGUCUUCUUCGGAACCAAAAAGAUAUCACCAUCUUGGAAUUUGCAUGGCGUGGCUUGUUCACAACCUUACCACUAAAUGAGAUCGAUGAUAGAGGUAUCUCACGACGUGAGUUCCGGUACAAGACGAAGAAUGACGACUGGAACCUGGUCAAACAAUUUCUCUCCCCUGCGUUGGAUAGUUGCGACACCAACUCUGCUAUCCAGCCCAUAUCGUACAAUUCAUAUUGUCGUACGCUAUUUCAGAGAUGCUAUCUGCUUAUCAACGCGUGGGGUUGGAGGGACUGCAAGCCAAUUCUCGACACUCUCUAUGAUUUUUUUGCUCGCAAACUUUUUCAUAACUUGAAGCUCGAGCAAAGUCGUGGAUCCCCUACUUUCCUUGACGAACUCGACAGAACGCCGUCGUUGGACAUUCUAACUGGGGAGCCAUGCUUUCACACACUGCUCAAGAUCAUUGCAAGUGGCCUGCGCUUCCUGUCCUCGAGGUAUGAGAAGAAGAAAAUUCGGAACUUUGCUUGGCGCCUUCUUCCGAACCACGGUCGCGUUUACCCCAAGGAAAUGCCAUUGCGCCAUGAGGACCUGGAUGCGCUAAGGAACCACCAUGAUCUGCUAUGUACAUUGUACUGGGCUGUUCCAGAUGGCUGUCGACCUCGAUUAGAGGCAAUUCGAAACCUUGUGCACCCUGCAAGUUCUCACCGAGAAACAUGCAAUAUCAAUUUGAAGUCGUGGACAAGACUUAUUCGAUUUAAGCUGUCUACAGAUGAGGAUGUGUCAGGUCUGGAACCAUUCGCCGAUUGGCACAGCCAUUUCUUGACAGAGCUUGCGCAGCAGCAUACAAAUACUCGGAACGAAAUCGAGGCGCAGAGUAAAAAUGACAAAUUCGCCUCCAAGGAGCUCGUUGAGAGCACCAUCUCUCAGAAUCAGCGACAGAUCGAAACCUCGUUGGAUGUGGCUCUUUCGGGACUAUGUACUGCCGUGGCGCUUGCUCCGUCCUUGGAACAUGCCCACAGGUUGAUCUCAAAAACCCCAUUUGAUGCCAUCAUUAGCCUGUUCGAUGCAAAGCGUGCACGAGUGAACAACGUUAUUUCCGAGGCUCUACAUGUGAUAGUAGCUUAUGUCCAGAAGGAUCCUGUCUCACCUGCUACAACUGCCGUUGCUCCUGCUCCUGUGGCCACGACCUCGUUUGACGAAGACAGUCAGGAAUUCGAGGGAUUCGAUGACUGGACUGAUAUUGAUGCCGCUCUGGUCCAACAAGACACAGCACCGAAAGAAAUAGAGUACGUGCAGACUAAUCUUCGCGCCACCGUUUUUCGUCUAGUUUCCAACUGCUUUGGCCAAGAAAAUUGUCCCGAGGAUCCGAUUCUCAUGGACGUUGUUGAUUGCUGGGCCUCAGUUGCUUAUGUCCUUGUUCGCCAUGGGCUGCAACGUUGGGACGAUUACUUGAGUCCGUACGGGAAUCAAUCAUGGUCGCAGCUUCGACAGACAAUGCAGACCCGAAAGUAUACAGGUCAUUUUCUGGCUGCCUGCAUCGAGAAAGACCCGCAGAUCCUCGUCGAAAGCAGAAACCUUGUGAUGGGCACAUGGAUAUCAUCUUUGGUUGAGCGGUCAUCAAUGCUCAAGUUCCAGCAUCGUCUCACAACAGCAGUACUCAAUGGAAGACCUCAGGACCCGUUGCUGCAGAAUCUCCCAUUCACGACGGAUAAGAAAGACGACAAGUACCACAUACCUCUGGAAGAACUCGGUCAACGUCGAGUAUCGCUUCUCUCGAGUCUUUUGUCCAACAUGCGCGAGCAUGUCCUGCAAUUAGAAGCUUCGGGGAGUCGAAACUUGUCCGUCACCAAGCAGGAUUACUCAGAACUGCUUCAACGCUUAAUGACAGCCAUGAAAGACAAUUACUGUGAACUUGGCAAUGGAACAGCGGAGUCUGCGCAGGGUGCCUAUGUCGAAUUCGUGCACCGUAUCAUUCGAUUCCUGCAGGAACUCACCAGCGACAUCAAACCCGUCGACCCAUUCUUUACAGACCCUACCAUGUUCCCUCUGCCACCCACAGACCCGCGAUACAUUGUUGCAAAGUUGAAACGCUACGAGCCUAAGCUCGGAUCCAACAAGGAGGUUCAGACCUUGACGAUGUUCAUCCAAAGUAUCGUCGAAAGAGCGACUGUGGAGUGUCAGCAAAGUAACCUGGUCGAUCAACUGCACACUGCUAUGAAAAAUACUUAUGAAGCCGGGCGACCUGACAAGCCUACUCUUCGUGCUGUCCUCUUGCAAUGUGUGUUCCCAGCAUAUGUUGAAUUGGCUUUCAGUGCCCCCGCCGCUUGGAUUUUGAGCCGCCCGAUCAUCUUGAGCAUCUCGCUCGUGUUCAGGGAUCUGUUAUUCAGCCUUGACAUCAAUGACUCAGCUUGCGUAUUGUCUAUGUUGAGAAUAUUCGAUGCGGUCUUCCAGGCAUCAUAUCGUGCACUUCGGCCCUUGUCUACAUGCCCGCGACGGUUCAAGGAUCCUGCUGUCUUGUCAAUGUUUGCCGAAUUUCUUGAGAUGAUUGCUUCUUCACUUGUUGUUGUUGACUAUAUCGACCGCGUCACCGAUAACGCAGGGGAUGUCAUUUCUUACAUCCGAUGGUUUAGCGAUCUCUCCACCGCUGUAUCAUCCGAAUUAGACAAUUCGGAACCAGGGACAGCGUCUGACGCAAGUAUUGCUGCCAUCCCAGCGCCAGAACAAGCCUCGGACAAAUCUGCGGCUGCGGUCCCGCAACAUCUUGUGACGGGCCGACGCCUCGCUUUCGAAGACCAUAAAUCUUAUCUCAAAAUCUGGACACUCCAUAAUGACAAAUACUAUUACACUCGUCAGGGCCAUGACGCUAAGGAGGUGUCUCUGGAUCCUGGGGUAGUUGCGGUCAUUCAAAACGAGGCUGCAGCGAAGAAGGCAUUAGAAGAUGCAAGCGCCGAGUUUUCAGCUUUGGUCGAGCAUUAUGGGUUCUUUUCUUUCUGA
Messenger RNA from Penicillium longicatenatum, 6966 nucleotides. RefSeq lists its product as uncharacterized. Bases 1 to 6966 code for a protein of 2321 amino acids. Gene Ontology annotation, biological process: double-strand break repair via homologous recombination; replication fork processing. The transcript has a single exon. The record is from RefSeq and is a predicted model, not a curated record. Gene Ontology annotation, cellular component: nucleus; Cul8-RING ubiquitin ligase complex. NCBI's taxonomy places the organism in Eukaryota, Fungi, Ascomycota, Eurotiomycetes, Eurotiales, Aspergillaceae.